Molecule: messenger RNA, 2115 nt
Organism: Scylla paramamosain (green mud crab)
Lineage: Eukaryota; Metazoa; Arthropoda; Malacostraca; Decapoda; Portunidae
Product: gastrula zinc finger protein XlCGF7.1-like
Exons: 4
Coding region: 1359-1778 (139 amino acids)
Biological process (GO): regulation of transcription by RNA polymerase II
Cellular component (GO): endoplasmic reticulum; nuclear envelope; nucleus
Molecular function (GO): DNA-binding transcription factor activity, RNA polymerase II-specific; glutathione transferase activity; glutathione peroxidase activity
Source: RefSeq, a predicted model, not a curated record
UUUUUUUUUUUCUUUUUUUUUUUUCUUUUUUAUCACUAGCACCAUUUCACAAUCCUUCACAUUAUUAUCCCCACUGAUUGAACAUGUACAAAUUGUAGCCUUGAACUUGAAUCCCAUUAACUAAAGAACUGACACAAAUUUUCCAGGUGAUAAUCCCACAUUAUGUGAAGUUAUUCUGCCUAUGUGUUUUGAUCAUGUUAUUAUGGCUUUUGAAAGAAAGACAGCAUAAUGUUAUUUCUUUUAAAAAAUAUAGCUUAGCUUUUGUUGUGUGUGUGUGUGUGUGUGUGUGUGUGUGUGUGUGUGUGUGUGUGUGUGUGUGUGUGUGUGUGUCCAUGCACAUCAUCAUGAUUGUGGCUGUGGGAAGUGUUGGGUGUAUUGUGCAAAGAAAGCUUUUCACACUGCUUAUGCCUGUCAAGUCCACACUGUCAUUCCUCAGUUAUCUCACCAUGAUAACUUUUGGAGUUUAGGAUAUUAGUGCAAAAUGAUCUCUGUGUGUUAACGAGUUUCUAAAGCUGUAGUUGCAUUCAUAAGGUGAAUGUGUAUAAGAAGUUUCUUUUUAAAAUGCUGUGUACAGAAUUGGUAGCAGGUUGAUCUUGGGUUACUAUGUAUUCAAAUAUGCAGUGUUAUGAAUCUGGAUUUGUUCAUUCUUUGGGAAUGAUAAGAAGCAGCUGUAUUGUAUAUGAUGAAGAGUAUGGUUCAAGCAAUGCAUAUAAAAAGCACAUACACAUGGUUAUGAAUGUUAUUGAGAGCCCCCUUAAUUUUUAAGUCUUCAAAUUAGAAAAUAUUCCAAAACAUUUGAAUAGUUGAACAAAUUUUCAGUUCUAUUACUUUACUGCUCAUGUAUCCGAAGAAAUAGGUAAUAUUUACUGAAUUGAGCAGUUGCUGUAAGACUUGUCAUCACCUUUAACUAUGGUAAGGAUUUAUCUCCUUUAUAUUAAUUUCUGUGUAGUGUCCUCUUUAUGUUACUUUAAUUUUUGUACUCUGUUUCAUUCUCCAUCACCAUGCACACCUACCAUUCUCUCUCUCUCUCUCUCUCUCUCUCUCUCUCUCUCUCUCUCUCUCUCUCUCUCUCUCUCUCUCUCUCUCUCUCUCUCUCUCUCUCUCUCUCUCUCUCUCGUUUUUAAGUUCUAGGUCUCAAUUGUUACAUUAUAAAGUAGAUAUCCCCUUAUCAGUCAAAGCACAAUCUCAUCACAACUCAGCUUCCUUAACUUAUCUUGAUUAUCUUAUACCUGACCCCUGAAACUCCCUCUAGCAUCAUCUUUGAAAGGCAGCACAGUCAUUUCACUCCAUAAAGCCACAGCACUUACACACUUCUUCUAGCUCACAUUUACACUAUCUGUUGUGCCAUAGGUGCCAAGAUGGUGGUGGUUGAAGUGCAGCCUGAGUACGGCUAUUGUGUGUUGGUGGCUGUGGGAUCCUCCUUCAUGUUGGUCUGGAAAGCCAUGAAGGUUGGCCACCUGCGAAAAAAACUCAACAUCAACUACCCAACAAUGUACAGUACUGAUAAUAAUCUCUUCAACUGCUACCAGAGGGCACACCAAAACACCCUUGAGAACUACCCCACCUUCCUGAUGCUGUUGCUUCUGGGGGGACUGCAGCAUCCAGUGUUGAGUGCUGCUGGCGGUGUUGUGUGGUGUCUCGGCCGCAUCGCAUAUGCUACUGGAUACUACACCGGAGAUCCUCGCAAGCGCACAAGAGGAAUGUUUGGUUACCUGGGUCUGAUAGCAAUGCUGUACAGCACUGGACGCCUUGGCACUCGCCUCCUUGGCUGGUAUUAGGGUGCUUGCAACACUCAUCUAAAGAUUUUGUGCUCUUUGUUAAAUUUUGGAAGUAAAAUUGCAUUACCUGCUGUUGUAUAGACAGCAAAAUAUUAUUGAAUUGUAUUUUGUGGCUGUCUAUAAAAAGCUUGCAGCUAUGUGGUACUCAUAAUCAAUUAAUCUCUAAAUGUUAUUAAUAAUGUAGUUGUAUAUUAUGCAUUUUUUACAUAGAAACUUGUGUGAAGUAUUCUAUAUGUGUGAAAUAUUCCAAGAUACUUUACAGUCCAGUAGUAAGAUACCAUAGUGACAUAAUUCUUGUAAGAUAAUGUAAACCACAAAUAAAGCUAUAAGUGACAUA